AUGGAGCGGAGGAGCCUGGCGGGACUGUGCGCGCUGCUCGCGCUGCUCUCCGUGCGCGCGACCGCCAAGGAGCUCCGGUGCCAGGAGAUCUCGGUGCCGCUGUGCCGGGGCGUGGGCUACAACCGCACCUACAUGCCCAACCAGUUCCACCACGACACGCAGGACGAGGCCGGCCUGGAGGUGCACCAGUUCUGGCCGCUGGUGGAGAUCAAGUGCUCCGCGGACCUGCGCUUCUUCCUGUGCAGCAUGUACACGCCGAUCUGCCUGGAGGACUACAAGAAGCCGCUGCCGCCGUGCCGGAGCGUGUGCGAGCGCGCGCGCGCCGGCUGCGCGCCGCUCAUGCGCCAGUACGGCUUCCCGUGGCCGGACCGCAUGCGCUGCGACCUGCUGCCCGAGCAGGGGGACCGGGACACGCUGUGCAUGGACUACAACCGGAGCCAGAGCACCACCACCGUAUCCACCGGAGGGGGGGUCUCCUCCGGGGCUGGAGUGGCCGGGGUCGGAGCCCCAUCCCCGGCCAAACCCACCAACCGGCCCCUGAAGCCGUACCGGAAGAAGGGCGGCAAACAACACAGGCCGGGGUCUGCGUCCCAGUGCGAGAGCGGCUGCUUCUGCCGCGCGCCCAUGGUGCCCGUGACCGGCGGCGGCGGCGACGGGCACGGGCACGCGCACGCGCGCGCGCACCCGCUGCUCAACCGCGUCAAGACGGGCCAGAUCCCGAACUGCGCCGUGCCGUGCCACAGCCCGUACUUCACGCGCGAGGAGCGCGCGUUCACCUCCUUCUGGAUCGGGCUGUGGUCCGUGCUGUGCUUCGUGUCCACCCUGGCCACCGUGGCCACCUUCCUCAUCGACAUGGAGCGGUUCCAGUACCCGGAGCGGCCCAUCAUCUUCCUCUCCGCGUGCUACCUGUUCGUGUCCGUGGGCUACAUCGUGCGGCUCGUGGCCGGGCACGAGGAGGUGGCGUGCGGCGGGGAGAGCGGAGCGGAGCACAUCCACUACGAGACCACGGGCCCCGCGCUCUGCACCGUGGUCUUCCUCCUCAUCUACUUCUUCGGCAUGGCCAGCUCCAUCUGGUGGGUCAUCCUGUCGCUGACCUGGUUCCUGGCCGCGGGGAUGAAGUGGGGCAACGAGGCCAUCGCCAGCUACUCGCAGUACUUCCACCUGGCCGCCUGGCUCGUGCCCAGCAUGAAGUCCAUCGCCGCGCUGGCCCUCAGCUCCGUGGACGGGGACUCGGUGGCGGGGAUCUGCUACGUGGGGAACCAGAACCUGGACAACCUGCGCGGCUUCGUGCUGGCCCCUCUGGUCAUCUACCUGUUCAUCGGCACCAUGUUUCUGCUGGCCGGGUUCGUGUCGCUGUUCCGGAUCCGGAGCGUCAUCAAGCAAGGAGGCACCAAAACGGACAAGCUGGAGAGGCUGAUGAUCCGGAUAGGGGUGUUCACGGUGCUCUACACGGUCCCGGCCACGGUCAUCGUGGCGUGCUACUUCUACGAGCAGCACAACCGGCAGACGUGGGAGAUUACGCACAACUGCCGGUGCGCGGCGGACCCCGGGAGGCAGCGGCCGGACUACGCCGUGUUCAUGCUCAAGUACUUCAUGUGCCUGCUGGUGGGGAUCACGUCCGGGGCCUGGGUCUGGUCCGGGAAGACCCUGGACUCGUGGAGGAGCUUCUGCACGCGCUGCUGCUGGGGGAGCAAAGCGGCCUCGGCCGGGUCCAUGUACAGCGACGUGAGCACGGGCCUCACCUGGAGGUCCGGCACGGCCAGCUCCGUGUCCUGCCCCAAACAGAUGCCCCUGUCCCGGGUCUGA
Molecule: messenger RNA, 1806 nt
Organism: Menidia menidia (Atlantic silverside)
Lineage: Eukaryota; Metazoa; Chordata; Actinopteri; Atheriniformes; Atherinopsidae
Source: the annotation of a GenBank genome assembly